This is a messenger RNA of Grosmannia clavigera kw1407, 363 nucleotides long. RefSeq lists its product as uncharacterized. NCBI's taxonomy places the organism in Eukaryota, Fungi, Ascomycota, Sordariomycetes, Ophiostomatales, Ophiostomataceae. The record is from RefSeq and is a predicted model, not a curated record. The transcript has 2 exons. The coding region runs from base 1 to 363 and encodes 120 amino acids.
AUGCAUCACAAAGCGGAAAGGCUGGCCCCGGUCAAGCUAGAUGCCGUAGCAUCGCCUCCUUCCAACAUCGCCGUGCCUCUAUGUCAAGCAGGUCCCUGCCGGUUGUUUACCACCCACUUCGAGUGCUAUGCCAGCGACCCAUCUGUGUGGGAAAAUAUGGGCCGGGACCACCCUGCGAUGUUUUCUGGGACGGGCUUGAUUGGCCGGGACAAGGCCAUCGAACCACCGUCCCCGUUGUUGUUAUGGCAGGCCCACCGCGACCCAAGCAAGUCCGGAGUCCGGAGUACAGAGUACGUCGACGUCGAACUGCGCUCUUGGCCGCUCCUCGGCUGCCUCUGGGCUCUGUGGCUCUGGGCCCUGUGA